Drosophila obscura is the source of this 791-nucleotide messenger RNA. RefSeq lists its product as uncharacterized. The transcript is spliced from 2 exons. Bases 126 to 746 code for a protein of 206 amino acids. The record is from RefSeq and is a predicted model, not a curated record. NCBI's taxonomy places the organism in Eukaryota, Metazoa, Arthropoda, Insecta, Diptera, Drosophilidae.
CAGAGUCAGAAAUGAUUGAGAUUAUUGUCAGUUAGUUGAUUAGACCGUAUCAAAUUUUAAGUGCAUAGCAGGAAUUAUUAUUGUUCUGUAGUUUCUGUAUUAGUUCCUUCGACUGGUUUUGCCACAUGAUGAAGAUGCAAUUAAAUUGCCUGUUAGCAGCCCUGAUCGCCGUGUCACAACUGUCGAGUGGAUAUGCCAGAAGUUGUCGUAGCAAAGAGAAGAUCCCAAACACCAGCGCCAUCGAACGGAUGGAGGAAUUCACGAUACCCCAGAGACUGGGAGGUCAGCCAGCCCAGAAUUCCGCCACCAUUGGCACGCUGGUGAACUCCACCGAGCUGCGAUCAACCACCAGUGGACGAGGCUCCACCGCAGCGCAAAACACCACCGCCAUGGCUAAGCCAGGCCAAAACACCACCGCCACUGCUGAGCUGGGCAACUGCACCACACUGGAAGCCAGCAGAGGUUCACGCGGACAGCCAGCCACAGCUGAUGCGCAGCGCAUCGUUCGCAAGAAGCGGGAAAUGAAGGUAGAAACCGCCUACGACUUUCAUACAACGCAUUUGUUCUGCGAUUUCGAUGAUCGUGGAAGACACCAGUGGAUCUGGUUUAUGCCCAAUCAUUGCAUUUGGGUCUGGAAUAACAAGUAUUCGCAUGAGGGAUUCUAUCGCCUCUUCAAAACCUAUCAGAUGGAGGGCUUCCAUUAUGGCCAGUGGUACGAAUGUCAGACACGGCUUGAGCUUAAAUGAGCCUAAAUAAAAUUAGUUAUUGGUUGAUGCCGAAACUCAUGCCGA